GAAAGGCUGUACUUGCAUUUUGACGCUAUUCUCUCCUUUAGGUUGUUGCAGUCAAGCUGCCUCCAGAGGCUCCUUAUCGUCCACUGAACAGCCCCACAUUGAUGAGCUGGGCCCCAUAUCUUGUCCCAGUGUUGACAUCACCACCAGACAUGGCAGUGAAACUAGAAGAAUAUCCGUGCCGAUUUGAGAAGUUGGCUUGAAAGGACAUAUAGAUUGGCAGAGGGCACAGUGCGGAAGACACGAACUUCACCUCCAUCAAAUUUCAGAUUACAACCUGCAAACAAUGGGCAUUUGGAUUUCCCGAUUGAUGGCCGUUUUCGGCGAGAGGGAAGCCCGAAUUCUCGUCCUGGGACUCGAUAAUGCUGGGAAGACUACUAUCCUUUAUCGCUUGCAAGUUGGAGAGGUUGUCUCUACCAUCCCAACCAUCGGGUUUAAUGUUGAGACAGUGACAUACAAGAACAUCAAGUUCCAGGUCUGGGAUCUUGGGGGACAGACCAGCAUCAGACCCUACUGGCGGUGCUACUAUCCCAACACGCAGGCCAUCAUCUAUGUAGUGGACAGCAGUGACACAGAGCGCAUUGGCACUUCUGCCGAGGAGUUCCAUGCUAUUCUGGAUGAGGAAGAGCUGAGGGAUGCCCUCAUUCUUGUAUAUGCCAACAAACAGGAUCUACCUGGAGCACUGGACGAUGCUGCAGUGGCUGAGGGCUUGAACCUGCACAGCAUCAAGAAUCGCGACUGGGCAAUCUUUAAAACUUCAGCCAUCAAGGGAGAGGGAUUGUUUGAAGGCCUGGACUGGCUGUCAAACCAGUUGAAGACAAGGAAGCGAUGAUGCCUAAAUCAGAAGCUUGCAGCUGCCAGCAGUGCGGCACUGCCGUGGUUGACAUUAGAAAGGCAUCUGUGGGGCAUAUUUUCUUGAAAUUUCAUGUUGUGCGCAUAACCAGAGGCCCGGGGCGGGGGCAUAUCAGCCGGAUAUGAGGUAGGGAAGCAAUGUUGCCGGGCAGAAGAUUCCAGCUUUGUUCAUUGCCUUCUCAAAUGAGGAUGGGUUGCAUUCUAUAGUUUGUUGGCUAUGAGACUGAUAAGGGAAGCCCACACUAAAAUGGCCUCAGCAGCAGUGAUCGGAUCCACGUCCGAGGUGUACGGUAUCCAAGCAGUAAUUCUGGCGAGCCUGUAAUUUUGUGUACGG
This is a messenger RNA of Coccomyxa subellipsoidea C-169, 1183 nucleotides long. Its product is annotated as ARF-like small GTPase. Gene Ontology annotation, cellular component: cytoplasm; Golgi apparatus. Gene Ontology annotation, biological process: vesicle-mediated transport; intracellular protein transport. Gene Ontology annotation, molecular function: GTPase activity; GTP binding. The record is from RefSeq and is a predicted model, not a curated record. Bases 284 to 829 code for a protein of 181 amino acids. The transcript has 5 exons. NCBI's taxonomy places the organism in Eukaryota, Viridiplantae, Chlorophyta, Trebouxiophyceae, Coccomyxaceae.